Molecule: messenger RNA, 4767 nt
Organism: Marchantia polymorpha subsp. ruderalis
Lineage: Eukaryota; Viridiplantae; Streptophyta; Marchantiopsida; Marchantiales; Marchantiaceae
Source: the annotation of a GenBank genome assembly
CGUGUGGUGGAAAUGGAAGACGUGAGGAGCCGUGAACGGGGGAGGCAAAGCAAGACGCAGGCGCGAGAGCGGAGUGUCGAUGGCGCACCAGUGGCACCGCCACCCACCACCACCGAAACAGGAUGUCGUUGUGGACAAACAAGUGGAAAGGGAAAGCGAGGCGCAGCGAGAGGCGAGUGCAGUUGCCAGUGGAGAGGAAUGAUUCGGGGGUCUGGUGGAGGCCGAAGAAGCGAAGAUCCACCACCGGAGUUGGAUAAGAGGAGAGGCGGAGCGGACAAUUCGGUUCCCGACGGACCCCGGGGCAGAACGCUUCUCACAGUUGGGCGAGCCGACUGAUCCGAGCUGGCACCAGCCGAAGGCAGCCAGAGCGUCCGUCGAAGUGGUGACAGCUUCCCGCAGGCCAGAGGCCGAGAGCAGGCGCAGCAGCCGGUCAGGUCGGGUGCGGGUGCUGCUUGACUGCGCUUCGGCCACUGCCUGCCUGCCCGCCUGCCUGCCGAUGUCCGCGUCCGCGGCCCCGAGAGCCGGUGAAAUCUGAAUUGCCUCGCGCAGGGACGAGAGAACGAGGAGAACGGGUGCGCAGCCGAGCAGCGUCGAGAAAUUGUCUGCGCCCGAUGGACGGUCGCCGACGCCGAAGCAGAGUGUAGACGCAAUUUCAAAUGGACUUGUGGUUUUCUUUCCUCUCGAAUUCCCCUCUGGAGCCCCGUCAGCUGCUGUUCCUGUUCGGUGAAACCCCUGGUUCCGUCUGGCGCGGAUUGCUGAGUACUCUGCGCUGAGGACGCGCAGGAUCGAGGUUCGAUUUUGUUGUCGGAGCCGCGACCUCCUCAUUUGUUCCGGCCGGGACCAUGGUUGAGGUGGUGCCAACGCGGUUUGGUGCGGGGCCUGGGGCAGUCAGGCCAAGAUUUUUGCCAAAUGAAUCCGUGCGCUCAAGCUUAGACGUGGUGGGCAGCAAUUGCAGAUGGCCAAUUUUGAGGGAGAAUGUGAGAGCUGGAAGCAUGAUGCUUGUGCAUGCGGUUAGUAGCAGCAGUUUCCUGCCCUCUCGGCUUUCACCGUCGUGCAGGUUGAGAACAAAGAAUAACAGUCGCAGUGCAAGCUCAAGAAAAGCUCAAGCAAAGAAGAACAUCAGGGACCGGCAACCUUUGGAUGGGGACAGUCAGUCUGCUGAUGACGUCAGAGAAUUUCAAGCUGGAAAAAAUUCUCCCCCUUCUCCAGACGUUAACCUUCCGCGCGGAGCUGAAGGGAACGGAGCUGGGACGGCCACCGCCCAAAUAGAAUCGCUAUUAUCUCCUGAUCAGAUGAACCAGGCACCAGAGAGUGUGGCGUUGGAUGGCGGAGCAGACACGAAAAUUGAGAUCCCACAACCGGUAAAGGAGAAGGAAGAUAUGAAGACGUCCAAAGUGUCUUUGCCGAAUCGAGGCAGCUCAAAUGAGGAAGGAGGUUCAUCUGGUGUUAGCGUCAAUGAUCUGAUGCUAAUGAUCAAAGAAGCUGAAAAGAACAUUAUACUUCUCAACCAGGUGCGAGCACGUGCUCUUGAGGAGCUAGAAAACGUUCGCAGUGUCAAAGACGAUCUGCAAGGCCAAGUGCAUGUAUUGAGUGCCCGUCUUGCAGAGGCCGAUGCCAGGGCCAAGCUAGGAGACCAAGCCAAAGAGAAAAACAAAAUUUUGGAAGGAGAACUGAAUUCGCUCCAGGCCAGGUUAGACGAGAAGGAGCUUGAAGCAAAAGCAGCACUUCAGUUAAAAGCUGAGUAUGUAACUCUUCAACAGCAAGCCCAAAAUCUGGCUGCACGUUUAGAAGCUUCCAGUGCCGCAGGAAGUGAAGUAAAGGUUUUGAAGAGCCAGAUCGAGGAUUAUGAGGAAGAAGUAAAAAAUCUCAGAAAACGUGUGGCAGAUUUGAACGUGAAGGAAGAGGUCGUACAACGACUUGAAGGCGAAAAGCAGACAGUCCAAGAGUAUGCACAUUGCUUGGAGCUGAAACUGGCUGAAGUUGAAGAGAAAGAAAUUGAGAAUGCACGUCUCAAAGCCCGUGAAGCGGUUCUUCAGGCAGAAUUAGUUCGAUUAAAAGCGGAACUGGAGGAAACAUCUGAUGCCAGCCUGGUCACACCUCAACUGGUGAAAGAAACUGAUCUCUUGCGACAGCAACUUCAAGCACUUCAAGAGUCAAUGAAAAGUGCGGAGGAGGAUCAACUAGCUCUGAAUAUGGUACAGGCUGAGAACGCUGCAUUGCGAGAGCAGGUGCAAAUUUUACAACAGAGGAUUUUGGAAUCAGACACGGAGAUUCGUCAACAACUAGAGUUGUAUCAAGAUGAAGUGGAGGCUUUUCAAUCAAGUUUAGAAGGUUUGAAGGCCGAUAGCGGGCUCGGUAUUGCUCAAGUUCCAGUUGGGGAGAUGCCAUGGGACUUUUGGAGCAAUCUGCUUCUCCGCAUCGAUGCACUGAUGCUUGGGAAACAACUUUCUCUUGAUGAUGGUCUCGAAUUGAGGAUUAUGGCAUGGCGACGAGAGGCCCGUAUCAGGGAUGCAUAUGUUGCUGUGCAAAAUGAAAAAGAUGCGGAUGUUGCCGCAGGUUUGACGGAGCUCACGAAACUGAAGAAGAAGCCUGGGUAUCAUGUGGUGCACAUAGCCGCAGAAAUGGCCCCGGUUGCCAAGGUUGGGGGGUUAGGAGACGUCGUUACCGGGUUGGGAAGAGCUCUUCAAAAGAAAGGGCAUCUUGUGGAGAUCAUACUUCCAAAGUACGACUGCAUGGACUACAGCCGCAUUAAGAAUUUAAAGGUUUUGGACGUUGAGCUUUACUCUUAUUUUGAUGGUCAAACGCACAAAAAUAAAAUAUGGCUCGGUAUCGUCGAAGGUCUUCCCGUUUACUUCAUCGAACCCCAUCACCCUGCAAAAUUUUUCUGGAGAGGACAGUUUUAUGGAGAGAACGAUGACUUCAAACGUUUCACGUAUUUUUGUCGUGCGGCGCUUGAAUUUUUGCUUCAGUCUGGCAAAAAGCCCGACAUGAUUCAUACUCACGACUGGCAGACAGCAGCAGUGGCACCUUUGUAUUGGGAUAUCUACGUCUCUCAAGGGCUGGACUCUGCACGUUUGGCGUUCACGUGUCAUAAUUUUGAAUACCAAGGCGUCGAUGCCCCUGGAGCACUUGCAUCUUGUGGGCUCAAUGUCCAACAAUUACACCGACCAGACAGGAUGCAAGACAAUUUUGUACACGAUCGAGUGAAUCUUCUUAAAGGAGGAAUUGUCUUCUCGAACGUGGUGACAACAGUCUCUCCAACAUAUGCCCAGGAAGUGCGAGCUCCCGAGGGAGGGCGCGGAUUGCAUCUUACACUAGCUCAACACUCCAAAAAGUUUUUAGGGGUGCUAAACGGCAUUGACAACGAAUCAUGGAAUCCAGCAACAGAUCCGCUACUUGAGUUCCAGUUCAGUGCAGAUGAUUUGAGUGGAAAGUACGCCAACAAAGCUGCAUUGAGAACUCGGUUGGGACUAGCACCUUCGGAGGGUGAUGAUGACAGGCCACUGGUUGGCUGCAUAACUCGUCUUGUACCACAGAAAGGAGUGCAUUUGAUUCGACACGCAAUCUAUCGCACGUUGGAAUGUGGUGGGCAGUUCAUUUUGUUAGGUUCGAGUCCUGUUCCAUCCAUUCAGCGUGAGUUCGAAGGUAUAGCCCGGGAUUUUGAUCAGCAUCCUCAUAUUCGCCUUGUUUUGAAAUAUGAUGAAGCUCUUUCACAUUCAAUAUACGCUGCAUCGGAUAUGUUCGUAAUUCCAUCCAUUUUUGAACCUUGUGGCCUUACUCAGAUGAUUGCAAUGCGGUAUGGUAGUAUCCCGGUCGUUCGAAAAACGGGAGGAUUGAAUGACAGUGUGUUCGACGCGGAUGAUUCUUCCUACCCUGAAGAGAAGAAGAAUGGUUUUACGUUUUCUGCUGCCAAUGAAGGGGGACUUAACUUUGCCUUGGAUCGAGCAAUGGCUUACUAUAGGACCAAUCGCCAGUGGUGGCGAAACCUUGUAACAAGAGCGAUGAAAAUGGACUACAGCUGGGAUCAUUCUGCAGAUGAGUACAUAGACCUUUACAGGCAAUGUCUGGAAAGGUCUAAAACAAAGUUGUAGAUGUAUCGGGCAUCUAUCGUUAAGGACGUUCUGACGAUGUGCAGCUUCGUCUUUGUGGUGAGCGAUGUACUUUUUCUGCUUUGAAAUGUAAAGUAUUUUACUGACACCGAGAUAUGAAGUCACAUGUGGUCCUUGUUACAUCAAAUUAUCUCGAUCUUUUAGGCCGUAGAAUUGUCUUUUCAGGAUCAAAUAUAGGUUGAGAAGGAAAGUGUUUUCUUUCAUUUAACUGCUUUAGUGAUCUCGCAGCAUAGUAGCAGUUGAACCGAGUUCAUUCUUUAAGACGACAUUGUUUAGUGCGAAUUCUAGGGUGUAUUCAAAAAUCAAUUUUGUACCAUGAAUUCAAGUGAUGACGGCGACAGUCUUAUUAGAGUGUGUAUCUUGUCUCGGAUUUAGCUUUAUCUCUAAUUAGCAGUUGAGCCCAGUUCGUUACUCAAGACAUUCUUUAGUGCAAUUUAUGGGGUAUUCGAAAAUCGGUUUUGUACGAUGAACUCAAGUCGUGACGGCUGUAGUCCUUGUAGAUUGUUAUCUUCUCAUGUGAGCUUUAUUUUUAAGUUGUCUCGACGUCCUGAAGCUUAGCAAGUAGGCAAACAGCAGUGAGAAUUCAUUGUAGUACAAGCAUUGAAGCGCUUGUGUAGUGUAAAUUUCGAAGUGAAAAUUUUGACUUAAACAGAAAUUC